This is a messenger RNA of Pocillopora meandrina, 493 nucleotides long. The record is from the annotation of a GenBank genome assembly. Lineage: Eukaryota; Metazoa; Cnidaria; Anthozoa; Scleractinia; Pocilloporidae.
CUUGCGAGUACUUCUGUUUGCCCUUUAACGGUUCUCACUGAAGUCGACAGCAUUCCAGGUUCAAAAUUUGAAAAAGAUCUAGAAAAUUAUACUGUGGAACAACUGAGAAGUUGGUUAAAAUGCAGAGGAUUAAAACAGAGCAGAAAAUGAGAGGAGCUUUUGGAACAUGAUAGAGACUGCAUUAAGAGACUGAAAUUACUGCACUCUUGAUCCAGGUAUCGAUGAUGGCAGAUGGUUCACUGCAAAGGCCAUUAAGGCACGUAAUGAUUUGAAAGGAAAUUACAAAUUGUUUCUGGUUCCACUCAUACCAACAGUUGGCUGGCAUGCUUUUCCGUCCCAGAACAUUCCAUCACUGUUCAACUACGAGCAAACCUAUCACUAUGCUCUAGAAUCUAUUCAACAUUUCAGCAGGGAAGACCAAGACAACAGACUUGGCUACAUGACAGAUAAGCCAGUGAAAAACAGUAUAAAAAACGGGGAUUCUGGAUUUGUU